AUGAGUUUGAUUGUUUACGGUGAUAAAUUCAACGAUGAUCAAAACGCCCAGAGCGUGGUUUUGCACGACCCCGGUUCGCGCUCUCUAGUAGUGAUCAACCCGCUGUCUGGCGAGAUUUCAUUGGUGAGACAAAUAAGAGGUCCGAAAGGGGACUCUUUACCCAGAAAAAACUCGCCACAUCUGCUGUCUUCUUAUUUUUGCCCUCAGUGCGGAAGCGAGGUUGGAAGGGGGUUCGACUAUAAGUCCUCAAGACACGGUCCGGGGCCCAAAUCUGGCUCAUUUGUGGAUAAAAAUUAUUUCAAGCUCUUGGAACAGAACAAUUUUUAUCGCACUCAGCAGCCAUGCAUCCAGGAAGCGUCUGCAAUUCCCUCUUCGCUGUUCACACCAGGCUACUAUAGGCGAUUCUUUAAGGAAUUGUCACUUUUAGGAAGCGGAGCUCGCGGCUCUGUUUACAAAGUCGAGCAUGUUCUCAUGGAUAAUCAUCUGGGCGUGUAUGCUCUCAAGAAAAUUCACAUAGGCAACGAUUUGUCUUGGCUCGAGCUCGGCAUGAAGGAAGUGAAGUUUUUGAGUGCCCUGACUCACAGCUGUGCGAAUUUGAUCACAUACAACCAUGUUUGGUUAGAAAUGGACAGCUCGAGCGGCAUUGUUAAGGCGCGUGAUGGCUUAGGCACCGGGAUCCCCGAGCAAAUUCCGUGCAUUUUCAUUUUGCAGAAGUUUUGUCCGGGAGGAAACUUGGAAGAGGUUAUUGAGAAGAAAGUAUUCGGAAAAUUCGCGGACCAUGAGUCAUCUGAGGAAAGGAAGCGACGGUUCAGGCGACAGAGGGCCGAGAGGGAUGCAGGGGCCACAAAAUUACGGGGUCUAAACACGUCGCAACUGCUUUCCAUAAUCUACGACAUUGCAUCAGGUCUAAAAGAGCUGCACCAAAUGAACAUAAUUCAUCGCGAUUUAAAACCAUCCAACUGUCUCUUAUCGGAAACUUUCGACCCCGAGAAGCUUGCCUAUGAUGAGAAAAGUUUCCCGACAGUUAUGAUAGGUGAUUUUGGUGAAAGCCAAAUUGGCGGGCAGUUACGCUCUGCAACUGGCGCUACGGGUACCUUAGAAUUUACAGCACCCGAGGUCGUUCUUGUGAAUACGGCUGUUGAAGACUCGAGUGCCGCACUGCCACAAUUUACUUUCCAAUCGGAUCUGUACUCGCUUGGGAUGGUGUGCUUUUUCCUGACAUUUGGUGAACUACCUUUUCUUAGCGAACUGAGUCUUCCGCAACUCAAGCGUAACAUCAAAGCACUCAAGAUUGAUAAGAAUUUGCUCAUGGAAAAACACCGGAGUCUCAAUUUGCAGCCGAUUGACGCAAGAAUUUUCGAUCUAAUUGUAAAGCUGUUGAGUCCGGACCCUGCAAGAAGGCCGACUGCUACGGAUGUGAGGAACGAAGUUGGUGAAAUGAUGGGAGAUCUUCGCAGAGUUUCGAUUUCGAACCAAUUUUUGGCGAGAUCUGCUGAUGUCUUGGAUCAAGAACAACUUUCGGACUUGGAAGUUGACGAGCCCAUCAAACCUGAAGAGAAAUCAAGCUUUUAUUUUUGCUCACCGAUCUCGAAGUAUUUUUGGAGGCCUUAUACCACUGCUGUAACCAUUUUCACUGUGUAUCGCUAUGGGCGAGACUCGUCUCUGCUUUACAUGUCGGUAUUUCUCCUGGGGCUGUCAUUUAGGUCAGAACAUCACGGUCGCAGAAGUCUAAUCAUUGCGACUCUACUUUCCAUUAUUCUAAUGGUUCUUGUCAAAAACGAUUAA
This is a messenger RNA of Lachancea meyersii CBS 8951, 1785 nucleotides long. The record is from the annotation of a GenBank genome assembly. Lineage: Eukaryota; Fungi; Ascomycota; Saccharomycetes; Saccharomycetales; Saccharomycetaceae.